GUGGGAGGGAACAUAUCUUAGAAGAACAGAGAACAAACGCAGUCUUGUGCUUGAAUCCUGUCGGUCACCAGUUGGCAUGAUGACCUCCUUGGGCAGGUUCCUUAGCUGUAAAAUGGGAAUAAUUGUGCCUCCCGUGAUUCGAAGGUUAGAGACUAACGCCCCCUUUACAGUGGGUAAUGAAAUGGCAAAUAGGUGCUAUCACAUGACCCUCGUCAUGGGACGGAAAGGCCAACAGAUGGGUCAGAAUUCGCAACCUCGGAUCACAGCGCACGGAAUGCUGGCUUCUUCUCUCUAGGAGGUGGGGACAAGCAGGGGGAGGAGGAGCUCGCUCCUUGCGACCCGCCCAUACCAGUCUGGCCUGGAGCUGAGGUAUCCUGGUCGCCUGCACGCGUACAGCCUGUCCUGGUGCCCCGGUACCCCAACCAGGUCUGGUCAUGUCCCUGCGCCCCUUGAUCUGGCCGCUCCAGCUGCUGCUGCUGCUGCUCAAUGGGUCGGUGUGCCAAGCUGAGGCUGGGCCAGAAACCGAAAGUCCUGUCCGGACCCUCCAAGUGGAGACCCUGGUACAGCCCCCUGAAUCGUGUACAGAAUCCGCUGCCGUUGGAGACACACUCCACAUCCACUACACGGGCAGCUUGGUAGACGGACGCAUUAUUGAUACCUCCCUGUCUAGAGAUCCUCUGGUGAUAGAACUUGGCCAAAGGCAGGUGAUUCCAGGUCUGGAGCAGAGCCUUCUGGACAUGUGUGUGGGAGAGAAGCGAAGAGCAGUCAUCCCUUCUCACUUGGCCUAUGGAAAGCGAGGGUACCCGCCAACCAUCCCAGCGGAUGCAGUGGUCCAGUUUGAUGUGGAGCUGAUUGCAUUGUUUCCAGCCAACUACUGGCAAAAGCUGCUGAAGCGCUUUUUGCCUCUGGUAGGCAUAGCUAUGGUGCCGGCACUCCUGGGUCUGAUCGGGUAUCACCUAUACAGAAAGGCCAGCAGACCCAAAGUCUCCAAAAAGAAGCUGAAAGAAGAGAAACGAAACAAGAGUAAAAAGAAAUAAAGUGAUCUUUAACAAAA
Messenger RNA from Microtus oregoni (creeping vole), 1054 nucleotides. It is a transcript of the gene Fkbp11, whose product is annotated as FKBP prolyl isomerase 11. Lineage: Eukaryota; Metazoa; Chordata; Mammalia; Rodentia; Cricetidae. The transcript has 6 exons. Gene Ontology annotation, biological process: protein peptidyl-prolyl isomerization. The coding region runs from base 435 to 1037 and encodes 200 amino acids. Gene Ontology annotation, molecular function: peptidyl-prolyl cis-trans isomerase activity. The record is from RefSeq and is a predicted model, not a curated record.